UAGCGCUCGUUUGUCUUGCGCAAUCUUCAGUCAUUUGACUCUACUAUGGCCGGCAUAGUUGAACAGCUAGACGAGAAAUUUGCGGCGUUUCUUGCCGACUGGAACAUCUACACGACGCUUCUCCUUCUCGGACUCGUUGGCUUCAUUACUUGGGUGAUAUUCGAUGCUCAGGAUGCUGAUACUCACCCUCUACUCCUGGCAAGACAAGCACAGGCUUCGUACGUGAGGCAGCCGGGGGAAUCUGCCAUCUACAGGUCUCCGGAGACCCCUCAUGGUUACCCUCUACGAACAGGACUUCAAGUGAAACCCCCUGGGACGCCCAUGUACUCUACCGGAAAAAAUGGGGAUCUUCGACAUAUCUGGCAACGCGUCACAGGCGAAAUCCCUCUCGAGAAGGGCUCCGAGUCCAGUCCCAGGGGCAAGAUCAUGACGGUUUUCGGAAAGGAGGACAUCAUCGACCACGACAUAGACCACCUCACAGCGGAAAUCAAGGUGAUCGGGAAACACUUGAAGGACCAUGGGGCGAAGAGAGUGGCACUUUAUCUUCCGAACAGCGUGGAGCAAUUGGCGGCGAUAUUCGCUGGUGCCUUCUACGGAUUUUCGCCCAUCUUGAUCCCUUAUAAUCAGCCACAUCCCACUGUGAUUGAGCUACUCAUUCGUGCCGGUGCGGACUCCCUCAUUGCUCAGGCCGGUUCGGUUCCGCUAGACGAUGUCAGUAGAGGGGUUUCUGGUCUCCGACAGGUAAUAUGGACCGUCGAGAAAACAAGCAGGCAUAUGGAUUGGAAUGAGGUCCCUGAAGGCAUCGGAGGCAAGGUUGACGUAUCCGUUUGGCAUGAUCUGGUGCAGGACCAGAGGAACACCCCUCCCGCGUUGCCAACAGACACUGAAAAAGCUCCUGGCAUCGUAUUCCUUUGGCAAGAUGGCCUCAGCAAGUCGGUGGAGGUUGUGGAGUUCACACAACAGAACAUCUGCGCUGCCGUUGGUGCUCUCAUAUCCGCUCUUCCCGCUCCUCAACGAUUUACACCAUCGGACACUUUUUUCCCGGGUGACUCGUUUACCAACUCUUAUACGCUGUGCCUUACCCUGGCGGCCCUGUUCUCCCACUCCACGGUUCUCAUCAAUUCAGUAGCCGGCCCAGGCAUUGACCUGGCGCUUGCAACUCGUUCGGUAGCCCCCACGAUUGCCGUGAUAUCGCCUGAGACAGCAGUCAAGCUGCACAAGUCGACGACUGAAACGAUCACAUCGGUCUUGAAGAAAUUUGCCCACUACCUUGAGACUCGUGUCUUAACCGCUGGACGGUUACCUACGGAUGGUUUCCUUACGCGUCUAAAUGCGCCCACAAGGGCGUCGAUAGGCGCGAGCCCCGGAAAGCUGCGGUUGCUGUUCGUGGCCGAGAGGGCUGGGCAGAACACCCCUCCGCUUAGCUCGCACGACCUUUCCGAUCUUCGCAUCUACACCAAGGCCCGAGUGAUCUAUGCGCUGACGGCCGCUAAGGUUGCAGGUGCGGUUGCUCAGACGAACAUCUACGACUAUCGGAGGGGAGUCACGCCGGCAAACAAGCAUAGCCACUUUGGUGUGCCACUCAGCUCCGUAGAGGUAAAGUUGAGGGAUACAUCGGUUCACAAGACGACGGAUGAUCAUGUUGCCGGUGAGAUCGUUGUGUCGGGUCCCGCAGUCGCCGGAGGAGAGGCCUCUCUGGGGGUUAAUGGGACAUUCAACGCGGAUCACACUUUAGCGUAUAUUUGAGCAUAGCUUCGAGCACAUCGACGGUCGGAAUAAUACCAAUGAUUGCAGCACGUAGUGUUCUCGAAGGUUUGCAAGUGAUUAUAGUGGUGCUAUUCCCGGGAGCAUAUCAAGGGCGACACACCCAUCCGUUGAAUUCAAACCGACUUCGGUUGAAGCAUGUUCAUCCGCUUAUCGCUCGUGGUGCACGCGACUACCGCCCGUUGUAGGCUUCUAUUCUCUUCAUGCCGUCGAGGGUGAAAGCGCAGGC
Westerdykella ornata is the source of this 1993-nucleotide messenger RNA. RefSeq lists its product as uncharacterized. The transcript is spliced from 4 exons. The record is from RefSeq and is a predicted model, not a curated record. NCBI's taxonomy places the organism in Eukaryota, Fungi, Ascomycota, Dothideomycetes, Pleosporales, Sporormiaceae. Gene Ontology annotation, cellular component: membrane; endoplasmic reticulum. Gene Ontology annotation, molecular function: long-chain fatty acid-CoA ligase activity. Bases 46 to 1746 code for a protein of 566 amino acids.